AUGUCGGACGACUUUAAAUUCCCGCAAGAUUCGGUGUGUCUGCAGGAAGUGGCACGAAUUUGGAGGCACGUGAAGAGGGGGUGCCUCUGGUCCUUGGGGAAUGGCUUAACAUGUCGUUUUUGGCUCGACACUAGGGUUGGCAUCCAACAACUGUUGCUCACGGCUGCCACGGGCUUUAUUUCACCGGACGUGUUGGCUAAACCAGUUGCAGCCUUUGUGGACCCGCGUGGAGGCUGGAAUUGGAGCAGUUUUGCAGGCCUGCUUCCGUCAUCCAUUGUGCUCCGUAUAGCGGCAACCAUGCCGCCGCAAGCUAAUGCCGGUAGCGAUCGUUUGAUAUUGGGGCUCACGAGUCACGGGAAUUUCUCGACUAAGUCGGCUUAUUCGCUCUUAACAGAUGGUGCAUCUUCCGCGGCUCGACCGUUGUGGAAACUGAUAUGGAGGCUUCCUAUAGCUCAGCGUGUGCGACAUUUCACUUGGCUUGUUGCUCGCGAUCGUCUACUAACCAAUGUCGAACGCCGACGACGACACCUGGCCGAGUCUGCGGAGUGCGCAUGCUGUGGUGAGGAGGAGUCCACUCUCCACGUCCUUCGGGAUUGUGAUGCGGCUCGUGUAAUAUGGAAUCAGUUGGUACCGGCCGCUGUACUGGGCAGCUUUUUCGCUAUGGACCUCUCUGAUUGGCUUUGGUACAAUUUAACUCCAGUUGAGGCGUUCCCGGACCCGGCAUGGCCGAUAACCUUUUCUUAUGCGUGUUGGAGAAUGUGGGCCUGGCGGAACGCCGCUAUAUUUUCUAAUAUCACGUGGCGGGUAGAUGUUAAGGUUCGAGAUAUACGAUGUCGAUCUGAGGGUAUCUUGCGGCGAAUGCGAGACUGGCGAAGUUUGGAUCCAUAG
Molecule: messenger RNA, 888 nt
Organism: Striga hermonthica
Lineage: Eukaryota; Viridiplantae; Streptophyta; Magnoliopsida; Lamiales; Orobanchaceae
Source: the annotation of a GenBank genome assembly